GGUGGGACGUGUCUCGGCGGCCAGUCGGGCCUUUAUAAAACUUUAGCCUGCCUCGAAUCGGACAAGCUCAGUUUCCACUCGGGAGUUGGACCGUGAAUAGAAUACAGAAGCAACAAUGCUGCCCCUCCUGGUGUUGACCGUGUGCCUCGGCACGGCCCUCUCUGCCCCCAGUCUGGACCCCCAGCUGGACGACCACUGGGAUCUGUGGAAGAACUGGCACAGCAGGAAGUACCACGAGAAGGAGGAGGGCUGGAGGAGGAUGGUGUGGGAGAAGAACCUGAAGAGGAUCGAAAUGCACAACCUGGAGCACUCGAUGGGCUCUCACUCCUACAGCCUGGGCAUGAACCAUUUUGGAGACAUGACCAACGAGGAGUUCAGGCAGCUGAUGAACGGCUACAAGCACAAAGCGGAGAGGAAGUUCACGGGGUCCCUGUUCAUGGAGCCAAACUUCCUGGAGGCCCCGCGCGCCGUAGACUGGAGGGAUAAGGGCUACGUCACCCCCGUCAAGGACCAGGGCCAGUGUGGCUCCUGCUGGGCCUUCAGCACCACCGGGUCCCUGGAGGGUCAGCACUUCAGGAAGACCGGCACCCUGGUGUCGCUGAGCGAGCAGAACCUGGUGGACUGCUCACGGCCCGAGGGCAACGAGGGCUGCGACGGCGGCCUGAUGGACCAGGGCUUCCAGUACGUGAAGGACAACCAGGGCCUGGACUCGGAGGAGUCGUACCCCUACGUGGGCUCGGUGAGGAACUCUAAGGACACCCUGCCGUGUCACUAUGACCCGACCUUCAACGCGGCCAACGACACCGGCUUCGUGGACGUGCCGUCCGGUAAGGAGCACGCCCUGAUGAAGGCCGUGGCCGCCGUGGGGCCCGUCUCCGUCGCCAUCGACGCCGGACACGAGUCUUUCCAGUUCUACGAGUCGGGGAUCUACUUUGAAAAGGCGUGCAGCAGCAAGGAUCUGGACCACGGCGUGCUGGUGGUGGGUUACGGCUUCGAGAGAGAGGAUGUGGACGGGAAGAAGUUCUGGAUCGUGAAGAACAGCUGGGGUGUGAAGUGGGGCGACCAGGGCUUCAUCUACAUGUCCAAAGACAGGAAGAACCACUGCGGCAUCGCCACGGCGGCCAGCUACCCGCUCGUCUGAGCGCCGCGCGGCGCCGCGGCAUUACAGCUUUGAUUUUAAUUGCAAUAUUUUUAUUUUGGAUGAAAGCCACGACGGCGGUGAGAUUGCACAAUGUUUUUAUGAGGAACACACUGUUGUUGGUUUUAGGGGAAAUUGCACCAUUUCUGUUUUUGUUUUUGUUUUUUUGGCUGGUUUUCUGCCAGUUUUUAUUUGAAUCAAAUAGAUUUUUAGUGUUUUAAUUAUGUGUACAUAUGCGUCUGCUACUUGGCGAGUGAUGGAGGAACACUCGCUUCGGUCAUUGUAAAUGAUUCUUGAUUUGUACUUUUACUGUGAUCAAUUAAAGUUGUGAAACGCUA
Molecule: messenger RNA, 1476 nt
Organism: Pseudoliparis swirei
Lineage: Eukaryota; Metazoa; Chordata; Actinopteri; Perciformes; Liparidae
Gene: ctsla
Product: cathepsin La
Exons: 8
Coding region: 116-1141 (341 amino acids)
Biological process (GO): immune response
Cellular component (GO): lysosome
Molecular function (GO): cysteine-type endopeptidase activity
Source: RefSeq, a predicted model, not a curated record